Molecule: messenger RNA, 2237 nt
Organism: Gymnogyps californianus (California condor)
Lineage: Eukaryota; Metazoa; Chordata; Aves; Accipitriformes; Cathartidae
Gene: GJC1
Product: gap junction protein gamma 1
Exons: 4
Coding region: 292-1473 (393 amino acids)
Biological process (GO): cell communication
Cellular component (GO): connexin complex
Source: RefSeq, a predicted model, not a curated record
GGGUUUCCCGUGCAACAGUGCAGCCGGGGAUCCUUUAUGGCCAGGGGCUUCUGACCAUGUCUGCGGCCGAGGAGGAGGCGAGGCGUCUUCCCUGUUCUUCAGCCAGUUUUGAGACCAAUAUAUUCACUCUCUGAUGUUUAAGCAACUUCUGAAGGAUGCAGACACAGACAUUGAGUGCUGUCUUGCUAACAAGGAGCAGAUGUCUGAAAAGCCUGCAGAGGAGACGUAGGAUCUUCAAGCAAAUUCUGGCAGCUGGAGUUUCCCAAUAACAGAUAAAAUUAUUUGACCACCAUGAGUUGGAGUUUUCUGACCCGUCUGUUAGAGGAGAUCCACAAUCACUCAACCUUUGUUGGCAAAAUCUGGCUGACAGCGUUGAUUGUAUUUCGGAUUGUCCUGACUGCUGUGGGAGGAGAAUCCAUUUAUUACGAUGAACAAAGCAAGUUUGUGUGCAACACGGAGCAGCCCGGCUGCGAGAAUGUUUGUUACGAUGCUUUUGCUCCUCUUUCGCAUGUGAGGUUUUGGGUCUUUCAGAUCAUUCUUGUUGCCACUCCAUCUGUGAUGUAUUUAGGCUACGCAAUUCAUAAAAUUGCCCGGAUGGUGGAACACAGCGAAGCCGACAGAAGAAUCAGAAGCAAAAGCUUUUCCAUGCGCUGGAAACAACACCGUGGCUUAGAGGAAACUGAGGAGGACCAUGAGGAAGACCCGAUGAUGUACCCAGAAAUAGAGUUGGAAAGCGAACGGGAGAAUAAAGAGCAGCAGGCCCCUGCCAAAGCUAAGCAUGAUGGCAGGCGGCGAAUCCGUGAAGACGGACUCAUGAAAAUUUAUGUCCUGCAGCUUCUGGCGAGGACCACGUUUGAAAUCGGCUUUCUCGUGGGUCAGUAUUUUUUGUAUGGCUUUGAGGUCAGCCCCAUAUUUGUGUGCAGCAGGAAGCCAUGCCCGCACAAGAUAGAUUGUUUCAUUUCAAGGCCAACCGAAAAGACCAUUUUCCUGCUAAUAAUGUACGGGGUGAGCUGCAUGUGUUUACUUUUGAAUGUCUGGGAGAUGCUCCAUUUGGGAUUUGGCACAAUCCGGGACACGUUGAACAACAAGAGAAAAGAGCUGGAAGACUCUGGUACCUAUAACUACCCUUUUACUUGGAAUACGCCAUCUGCUCCUCCUGGCUAUAACAUCGCGGUCAAGCCAGAGCAAAUGCAAUAUACUGAACUGUCCAAUGCCAAAAUGGCCUACAAACAGAACAAAGCCAAUAUAGCUCAGGAACAGCAGUAUGGAAGCAAUGAAGAAAACAUUCCUGCUGACCUGGAAAAUCUGCAGAGGGAAAUCAAAGUGGCUCAGGAGCGCCUGGACCUCGCAAUCCAGGCUUACAACAACCAAAACAAUCCCGGCAGUUCCAGAGAGAAGAAAUCCAAAGCAGGCUCAAACAAAAGCAGUGCCAGUAGCAAGUCAGGAGAUGGGAAGAACUCUGUCUGGAUUUAGUGUUGGCUGAGUUUAUAUAUUGUGUUUUUUCUCCUAGUUUAUCAUAACCAGCAACCCCUUGAAUAAUGGCUUCCAUUAAGUAAAUAUUUGACUCUGCUUAUUUUCAGGGAUACCGUUGGCUAGUGAUUCAAUGUCUCAGAAAGGCUUUAUACGCAUAUUCUAGGAUUAUAGAACUUUAUUCUUCUGUCUUCCAAGUCAGGAGACAAAUAGGUAUAUUUAAAUCAUUCUCAUUGAACGGUUUAUGCUGUAUGUACAGUAUUGUAGUACAUUUAUUAUGCACAAUUUUUUGUAUUUGUACACUGGAUCUCUGACGUUACACUUUUUUAUAUUAAUGAGGAGAAAGCAAUGGGUAGCUGUUAGCAUUUUGCUAGUUUUAUUACUGUGGUCCACAGUUUUGUCGUUGUUCUUCCUUGUUUUAAAUGUAAAACUUUCUAUGCUGCAUUUCAAAAGUGCCUUGAACAUGCAGACAGCACAGAGGAGUCUUCGGUUAUCCAGGCGGCCCACGGGUGCCAGUCACUGAGCAGCAGAGCAGUGAAAGAUUUGGAAAACAUCUGUUAAUGGUGCUCUUGACUCUGUCUUUUACAAAAAUGACGUGCUACUUAUAAAAUGGAAGUGUCAUACUAUAGCUACUAUGUACUACAGUUUUUUUCACCCUGUGGAAAAUUACUUACAGGAAAAAUGUACAUGGGUGAGAGUACUUGUGUUCAGAGUAAGAGUGCCAGCUGUAACGCAGAGAGGGCUCAGACCUCCCUGCAAGCUUUAUG